Molecule: messenger RNA, 1638 nt
Organism: Musca domestica (house fly)
Lineage: Eukaryota; Metazoa; Arthropoda; Insecta; Diptera; Muscidae
Product: putative inorganic phosphate cotransporter
Exons: 4
Coding region: 96-1601 (501 amino acids)
Biological process (GO): transmembrane transport; monoatomic anion transport
Cellular component (GO): plasma membrane
Molecular function (GO): transmembrane transporter activity
Source: RefSeq, a predicted model, not a curated record
CAUUUUUACAUUUAUCCGACCAGAUCACAUCUAAAUCAACGUAGUACUGAUACAGACGUGUUUUAAAGUGGCGUUUCAGCAUUUUUUAACCAACGAUGACAAUAAAUAAAAAAUCUAUUGAAGCGACGCCAGUUAAAAUUAAGAAAGGCUCCAUCCUUGGCAUGAGACAUGUGCAGAGUUUCCUGCUUUUCUUUAAUGUCACCUCGAUAUAUUGCAGUCGCCUUAACAUCGGUGUAGCUGUGGUGGCGAUGACCAAUUCAGCAACAGCAAAUCCAGAUUUUCCUGAAUUCGAAUGGAGCGAGAAGGAAAUCUCCUAUAUUAUAUCGAGUUUCUUUUGGGGCUAUGUAUGCACACAAUUCCCCGGCGGCUAUCUUUGUAAGAAAUUCGGAGCAAAGUUGGUAAUGAGUGUUGCCACUUGUAUUUCAGCAUUACUGAGUGCUGCCACACCAUGGUCGGUGGGCUGGGGAAGUUGGCGUAUUUUAUGUUUCAUUCGAAUCGUGCAAGGUCUGGCUCAAGGUGUCAUUUUUCCCUGUGUCUAUGAACACUUAGCCAAGUGGGUGCCGUUGAAGGAACGUAAUCGUUUGGGAGCAUUUGCAUUAUCGGGUUCUGACUGUGGUACCAUAUUGGCAAUGGCCGUGAGUGGAAUUAUUGCCAAAGGUCCAUGGGGUUGGCCUGGUAUAUAUUAUGUAUCGGCAGGUAUAUGUUUUGCAUGGUGUGUUAUUUGGUUGAUAUUUGGUGAAAAUAAUCCCAAUGACUCGAAGUAUAUUGGGUCGCAAGAGAGGAGUUUUAUUGCCGCCGAAAUGGCUCACAGUGAGGGUUACCAUAAAAAGAAUAUACCAUUUCCAUGGAAAGCUGUUUUAACAUCAACACCGUUUUAUGUUCUGAUAUUGGCAAGAUCAUGCCAAAAUUGGGGUCUAUCCACAAUUCAUGCCCAAAUACCUUCAUAUCUCAGUGGUGUCCUGAAUAUGGACAUAAAAGCGAAUGGUUUGUAUUCCUCGCUGCCCUUCAUUGCCAUGUGGGUGAUGAGCUAUGUAUAUCUUUCACUGGCGGAUAUAUUGCAGAGUAAGACUAGUAUAAGUUUAACAUCAUUGCGUAGACUUUUCAAUAGCUUGGGAAGUUGGUUGCCGGCAUUGGGUCUGGUGAUUAUUGGCUUUUUAGAUGAACAUCAAAAAAUAUGGGCCAUUGUUCUGAUGACCCUGAUUGUGGCGCUGAACAGUGGUAACAUUAUUGGAAGUGCCCUAAAUAUGAUUGAUUUGGCGCCCAAUCAUGCUGGUAUCAUGAUGUCCCUGGUGAAUGCGGUAUCCAAUAUUACACCGUUUAUAUCGCCGCUGAUUGUGGGUGUAGUUGUCACAGAUGUGACAAAUCGCACUUUGUGGCAAAUUGUGUUUAUCAUCGCUGCUGCCAUAUUUUUCUUUGGCAAUUUGCUAUAUAUUCUCCUUGGAACAGCUGAAACCCAGCCAUGGAAUGCAGAAGACUAUCUUCAAGAGAAAUGUGGCAAACGAAGUCACAUUCAUGGAUAUGAUAAUAACAUUGAAAUAUUAGAAAUACAAGUGAAUAGUUUUGAUGCGAAAGAUAGUAAUUUUAAGUCUGUAAAAAAAUAAUAUAAGUUUAUUUUAAUUAUCAAUAUAAUUUUAUUAC